Molecule: messenger RNA, 1920 nt
Organism: Cordyceps militaris CM01
Lineage: Eukaryota; Fungi; Ascomycota; Sordariomycetes; Hypocreales; Cordycipitaceae
Product: polymyxin B resistance protein kinase
Exons: 3
Coding region: 1-1920 (639 amino acids)
Biological process (GO): MAPK cascade; protein phosphorylation; cellular hyperosmotic response
Molecular function (GO): ATP binding; MAP kinase kinase activity
Source: RefSeq, a predicted model, not a curated record
AUGUAUGUCCAAGACACGCAAGAGACGGAGCGGCGAUCCUCGAGCGAGGACCAGGUCUCUGACCUGCCCGAGCAGGAGCAAACGCUCGCCGGCGAUGGCAGCACAGACUCGACCCCUCCCAAGCGAGUGCCCUCUCUGCGGUCCGUCUCGGAUCCCCACGGCCGCAACACCACAACGACGGCCCGCGGCCUCCUCGACGACGCCAGAAAUCCCGCGCGCCUCGGGGCUCCCGCCGCCGGGCCCCUCGCUGGACGAAUGGGCGCGCUCGACGCCAAUGUCCUGGCCAAGGCCCGACGCCUGCAGCAGGACCGCAUGAAGCUGACCAGCUCCAACGCGAGCUCACCCGCCUCGUCCGGUCCUAUGUCCCCCAUGGGCCCCGGUCCCAACGGACUCGUGCCGCGUAUGCCCGCCGGUAUGGUCCGUCCAGGCCCCAUGCACGUCAACUCCGCCCCAGCUGUCACGCGGCCGUCCCUCAUGGAUCGUCGCGGCGCCGGUCUCAAACUCUCCGACAUGAACGCCGGCGGGGGCGCGCCCGCCAGCCCCGCGCCCAGCAUGCGGCGUGCCGGCGCCCCGAAGCUCUCUGACAUGGGCUCCAGCGGCUCCAGCGGCGCGAGCACGAGCGCCUCGACCCCCAGCUCAAAGCUUGAUGACUUUAAGAAGUAUAUCGACGCGGAAAAAGGAUGGAUCACGUUUGACGGCGCGGCGACUAUUACCAAAUCCGGCGUCAACUUUGCCAACGGGCAAACGUUCAAAAUCUCGCUGGACGAGGUGGAAACGGUCAGCGAGCUCGGCAAGGGCAACUACGGCACUGUCUACAAGGUGCGGCACACAAAGCGCAAGGCUCCCCGCUUCGGCCAGGGCCUGUCCGGCUUCAAGCGCUCCGGCGACGAUGCCGAGGGCACACCCGACGACGGUACCACGGGCAUGCUCAUGGCCAUGAAGGAGAUUCGGCUGGAGCUAGACGACGCCAAGUUUACCACGAUUCUCAAGGAGCUCGUGAUUCUGCACGAGUGCGUGUCGCCGUACAUUAUCGACUUUUACGGCGCCUUUUAUCAAGAAGGUGCUGUCUACAUGUGCAUUGAGUACAUGGACGGCGGGUCCAUUGACAAGCUGUACGACGGAGGCAUCCCGGAGAACAUCCUGCGAAAGAUUACGCACGCGACGGUGCACGGGCUCAAGUGCCUGAAAGACGACCACAACAUCAUCCACCGCGACGUCAAGCCCACCAACAUCCUCGCCAACACGCGCGGGCAGGUCAAGAUUUGCGACUUUGGCGUCAGCGGCAACCUCGUGGCCAGCAUCGCCAAGACCAACAUUGGUUGCCAGAGCUACAUGGCGCCGGAGCGGAUAUCGGGCGGCAGCAUGUCGCAGUCGGGCAACGCGGACGGCACGUACAGCGUACAGAGCGAUGUAUGGAGUCUGGGGCUGACGAUUAUUGAAUGUGCCCUGGGGCGAUAUCCCUACCCACCCGAAGUGUCGUCGACCAUUUUCGGCCAACUAAACGCCAUUGUCGAGGGCGAACCACCGACACUGCCCGCCGAGGGUUUCUCAGAAAUAGCGCACGACUUUGUCCGGGGCUGCACCAACAAAGUGCCGCUCAAGCGGCCGACGUACGCCGCCAUGCUCAAGCACCCCUGGCUCGCGUCCCUCGACAAGCCGGUGACCAUUACCGAAGAGGCCGAGGAGGGCGAGGAGGCGGAGCACGUCGCGGCGCAGGUCGGCCGCAUGGCGCUGCACUCGGGCACCGACGAUGAGGAUGUCGCCGAAUGGGUCAAAAGCGUGCUGGCGCGCAAAGCGGCAGGUGGCAAGGGCGCCGACCCCGCGGACGACACGGCGCCGCUGGCAAAGGGCCGACCGGCGCUGCACGCGGCGCCGCUCCACAGCGUCAGUACCAUGGACAAUCCCGCGGCGACCGAGUGA